Messenger RNA from Colletotrichum gloeosporioides, 2706 nucleotides. RefSeq names its product PII-type proteinase. The record is from RefSeq and is a predicted model, not a curated record. Gene Ontology annotation, biological process: proteolysis. Bases 1 to 2706 code for a protein of 901 amino acids. The transcript is spliced from 15 exons. Gene Ontology annotation, molecular function: serine-type endopeptidase activity. NCBI's taxonomy places the organism in Eukaryota, Fungi, Ascomycota, Sordariomycetes, Glomerellales, Glomerellaceae. Gene Ontology annotation, cellular component: membrane; cell wall.
AUGCAUCUCCUCAGCAUCGCCAGCUUGCUUGCGCUUCCUGCGCUGGGAAGUGCGGAUGUCCUCUCUGCCCGCCAAGCUCCCGAGGGACAGACUAGCAACUCCACAGUCCCGGUCGCCAAGAGCUUUAUCAUCGAAUACACCCAGGGCUCCGCAAAGGCUCGCCGCGAUGUCGCUCUCGCAGAAGACAUCAAGAUCGUCAAAGAUUUCGAGACCGAUAUCUUCUCUGGCGCCAGCAUCGAGACGGACACGCACAACAUUGACACUUUGCAGAACCUCGCUGGUGUCGCUCGCGUGUGGCACAACACGCGCGUCACCUUAUCGCCUGUCGAAGGACUCCAGGCGAUCGAGGAUGCGGCUGCUUCGAACUACACUACCCACAACGCGACGGGCGUGAGCAAGCUCCACGACAAGGGCAUCUUUGGUCAAGGUGUCAAGGUUGGCGUUGUUGACUCUGGCACUUGGUACAACCAUCCUGCCCUCGGUGGUGGAUUUGGCGAAGGCUUCAAGGUUGCUGGUGGCUAUGACUUUGUUGGCAACGGCAUCUGGCCUUACGAGGACAAGGCUCCAGAUGAUGACCCAGAGGACCAGAUGGGUCACGGAACCCAUGUUAGCGGUAUCAUUGCUGGCAAGACAGAUUUCUGGACUGGAGUUGCACCAGAGGCUACUCUGUACUCCUACAAGGUCUUCACUCAAAUCGACGCCACGGAUGAUGCGACUCUGAUUGAGGCCUUCUUGAGGGCUUACACGGAUGGAGUCGAUAUUAUCACUGCUAGUAUUGGCGGCCCCAGCGGAUGGUCAACCAAUGCCUGGGCUGAAGUCGCGUCCCGCAUCGUCGAGGAAGGCGUCGUUGUAACAAUCGCCAACGGAAAUUCUGGUGCCGCUGGGCCCUUCUUCGCAAGCAGCGGUUCUUCAGGAGAGAAUGUUCUCGCUGUUGCUUCCGUUGAGACUGAGACAUUCCCUGCGUCACCAUUCGAGCUCACCUCAGUUCUUGAUGGCAAGACCGAGACAGUCAAGGCUGGAUACCUGCCUUCCACAUACUACUUCUCGUCUGACAUCACCAACUGGCCAGUCGUUCCUUUGAACUUUGAUACCACUGACCCUGCAGAUGCUUGUGAGCCGUACGCCAAUGGUACUCGUAGCCUGAGGGGCGUUAUUCCAUUGGUGCGCCGUGGGACUUGUACCUUCGCUACCAAGCAGGCAAAUCUGGUCGCCCUCGGCGCAGAGUACAUCCUCUUCUACAACAACGAGGGCCCGCUGAUCACCCCGUACACCGAGGAUGAGAACGGACUGAUUGCAUUGAUUACCGCUGAAGCUGGCGCCGCCAUUAUCGAGACCGUCAAGUCGGGUGGUAAUGUUACGGCUGAUUUCUCCAUCAACCCUGAGCAGGUAGUUGGUCUGGACUACCCUGCUGGCGGUCGACCGAACACUUUCACCUCAUGGGGAGGAACCUACGAUCUCCAGAUCAAGCCUGAUAUUGCAGCUCCAGGUGGUCAGAUCUUCAGCACCUAUCUGGACAACACCUACGCUCUACUAUCCGGAACCUCCAUGGCUACUCCUUACGUGGCCGGAGUUGCAGCCCUCUACAUUAGUGCCAAUGGCGGAAAGUCUGUUCAUGGCAAGGGUUUCGCCAAGGCGCUGCACCAGCGCAUCAUCGCCAGCGGCACAUCUCUCCCCUGGUCCGACGGAACGGCCACUGACUACGGCUUCUCCGCACCUGUCGCGCAAGUCGGCAACGGACUGAUCAACGCUUUCAAGGUUGUCAGCUACGCUACCGGGCUCACCUUUCAGAAGAUUGCUCUCAAUGACACUCACUUCUUCAGCCGUUACCACGACGUCACCGUCACUAACAACGGCGACAAGGAUAUCAGCUACAAGUUUUCGUACGAAAAUGCCGCUGGCGUGGAGAUGCUUGGAUGGUACCCAUUCGUCGAGCCUUGGGCUGGCGAAAAGAGGAUCAAGAGCUUCUCCGAACUGGCUCCUACCAGUCUUCCAGUUGAGGUCUCGGUUCCCAGAGACUUUACGCUGAAGCCAGGCGAAAGCAAGACUGUCUCGGUCAACUUCCCCAACCCCGACACUUUGGGUUGGAACUCGUCCGCAUUGCCUCUAUACAGUGGCAAGGUCAUUGUCUCUGGCAACAAUGGCGAGCAAUUGUCCGUGCCUUACAUGGGACUUGGUGCCAACUUGAAAGCUGAGAUCAGCCCUAUUUACCGUCCCAGCUACCCAUUCACCACGCAGCGUGACUAUGUGUAUUCCUUCAACCUGGACAGAUUCGCCGCCGACUUUCCAAUCAUCUACUCCAAGCUGAUUUGGGGCACCAAGGAAGUCCGAUGGGACAUCUACGAGCCUGGCUGGACUGAGCGACAGUGGGAAUACCCUCCCGUCCCCGGAAAGAAUGGCUAUAUCGGCCCGGCCACCAGCCACGUUGUGGCCGGCAGCGUCUCCUACUUUGACCCCGAUGUCUACGAUCCUGAUGACACCUGGACCUACCCCGAAAUCGAUCUCUACCGCAACGCCCAGACGCAAGCUUCUUAUCACGAGUUUUGGUGGUUCGGCAAGUUGGGCAAUGGAAGUCAAAUUGAACUUGGCAACUACACCAUGCGAUUUGCCACUCUUAAGCCUUUUGGUAACCCCCAGGCAUCUGACAACUGGGACAUCUUCCAGACGCCCCAGAUUCAGGUCACCGGCAAGUAUGAGAGAAGAAACUGA